AUGAUUGUGGAUGAUCGAAUGGCAAUUUGUGGAAGUGCAAAUAUCAAUGAUCGUUCUCUAUUGGGUGAACGUGAUAGUGAACUUUGUGUAGUGAUCAAUGAUAUUGAAGAGGAACAAUGUCUGUUUAAUGGUCGAUCGGUUCGCGUUGGAAAAUUUUGUUCUAGCUGGCGUCGAAGACUCUUUUCAAUGAUGCUUGGAACAAUGGGACAUAACGAAAAUAAAAUCGAUGUAACCGAUCCCGUUUCUGAUCAAUUUUAUAAUUAUUUUCGAGAGGUUGCGCAUAAAAAUACCUUAAUCUACGAAGAAACUUUUGGGGUAUUACCUACUAAUUGUGUUCGACGUUUUGAUCAGAUGUACAAUUAUACUGACAAGCCCAAACUCAAAGAUACUCAUCCAAAUCAAGCUCACGAGAAAUUGAAAAAUAUUCAAGGUCUAGUUGUUGAAUAUCCAAUUUAUUUUCUGAAUGAAGAAAAUUAUCUGCCCAGUCUUCGAACUCGUGAAGGUAUCUCAUAUUGA
This is a messenger RNA of Adineta steineri, 516 nucleotides long. The record is from the annotation of a GenBank genome assembly. Lineage: Eukaryota; Metazoa; Rotifera; Eurotatoria; Adinetida; Adinetidae.